CCUGCUAAGGGCAUGCCAAAGGAUAAGGUCAUAAAGCUUCUGAAGGACAUCUCAGGGAAGGAGACGAAGUGGAGGGAUGGGAUGAUUUCAGGCACAGUUUAUCACGGAGGCGACGAUACAACCCAAGUGAUCUCGGCAGCUUUCUCUGAAUUUGCCGUCUCGAAUCCGCUGCAUCCCGACGUGUUUCCGAGCAUUCGCAAGAUGGAGGCGGAGAUUGUGCAGAUGUGCUGUGAAAUUUUCCGAGGAGACGAGAACUGCUGCGGGACGAUGACGAGUGGAGGAACGGAGAGCAUUGUCAUGGCAGUCAAGACGUACCGCGACUGGGCCAAGGACACGAAAGGGAUCGAAUACCCAGAGCUCAUCAAGCCCGUCAGUGCGCACGCCGCUUUCGACAAAGCAUGUCACUAUCUUGGAGUCAAGAUGAUUGAGGUCCCUGUGGAUCCAGUUACCUUCAAGGUGGAAAUCUCGGCUAUCUCCAAGGCUGUCAACCGCAACACGAUCGUCAUCGUCGCAUCGGCCAUCACCUACCCGCAAGGUGUCAUGGACGACAUUCCUGCUAUUGCCAAGAUAGCCUUGUCCGCUAGAUGCGGUUUGCACGUUGACAACUGUCUCGGAAGUCUCUUGCUUCCCUUCCUUCCUGCCGCCGGCUACUCCAGGCCUCCGUUUGACUUCUCCGUAGAGGGAGUGACAAGUCUUUCAGCAGACACUCACAAGUACGGGUUUGCUCCGAAAGGGAGCUCGGUCAUCCUGUACCGCACACACGAGUUGAGGCACUUCCAGUACUUCGUUGCUGCUGAUUGGACCGGGGGAAUUUAUGCAACUCCUUCCUUGGCUGGUUCGAGAUCAGGAGCAAUCAUAGCAGGGACCUGGGCUGCGAUGAUGUACAUGGGAAAAGAAGGGUACAUCUCAGCAGCUCAGAGCAUCAUGCAAGUCACCCACAAGAUCGCUCAUGGCAUCAUGCAGAUAGCGCAAUUGAAGCUUCUAGGCUCGCCGGAUAUGAGCGUUGUGUGUUUCACUUCCAACAAGAGCUCCUUGAACAUCUUCAAUGUUGGCGACGCCAUGUCCUCUAGGGGCUGGUCGCUCUCUAUCCUCCAGUUCCCUGCCUCUAUCCACCUCUGCGUGACCAACGUGCACACUAAGGGAAAGGUGGCUGAAAAAUUCCUCGAGGACCUCCAGGCAUCUAUCGUAGAAGUAGAGACUGCGGAACCUGGAAAGUUCAAGGAUGGGAUGGGAGCGAUAUACGGCAUGGCAGAGAGCAUUCCGGACCGGAGUUUGGUGGAUUCCAUCGCCAAGGACUACAUCGAUGCGCUCUAUGCUGCAUGACAGAGAGCGCAGCUGGACCAAAACGACACAGGCACAGGAAGUAGAAGAAUCUCAAACCUAAUGACUUGACUGUACCUGAGCAUGUUGUUUGACGAUGAAGGAGCAAUCAAGGGGAGUAGGGGCCCCACUAGAGUUCUAAAGUUAAACGAGUGUGAAGACU
This is a messenger RNA of Guillardia theta CCMP2712, 1483 nucleotides long. RefSeq lists its product as hypothetical. Gene Ontology annotation, biological process: sphingolipid catabolic process; carboxylic acid metabolic process. Gene Ontology annotation, molecular function: sphinganine-1-phosphate aldolase activity; pyridoxal phosphate binding. The record is from RefSeq and is a predicted model, not a curated record. Gene Ontology annotation, cellular component: endoplasmic reticulum. The transcript has 21 exons. NCBI's taxonomy places the organism in Eukaryota, Cryptophyceae, Pyrenomonadales, Geminigeraceae. The coding region runs from base 13 to 1323 and encodes 436 amino acids.